GGUACCAGAAGGCUCAUUCUGAGAUCUUUACCUCAAAUUCUUUUCCAACUCCGAAACGCCUAGAGCUGCUCUAAUCUUCCGGGACACAAUGGCAGCUUCCAGAACGGUCACGAGAUUAUGGCAAUGCAUGUUCACCCUAUGGUUCAUGCAGUUCACCUCGGUGGCAGCACGCACACUCAUUCGCGACUUUGCAACUGGGGGCUGCGGACGCACCCUUCCUGCAGGACAACAGAAUGGCAACACGGCAAAUGUGACCAUCCAGAGCGACAGCCUCACACGAAGUUACCUCGUUUUCGUGCCCCCACAUUACAAUCCAUAUAUACCCACCUCGGUCAUCUUCAGUUAUCACGGUGGAUCCAGGACGGCGCAGAGUCAACAGCAGCUCGAUCAGUUGACCAAUCCCGAGUUCAAUACGGCAUCUCUGGUCAUUUACCCCCAGGGAGUCAAUAAUACCUGGCAGGGCGUCCCGGGCAUCACCACCAACGAUGUGCUAUUCACAGCCGACAUCCUUGCCGACGUUGAAUCACGUUACUGCAUUGAUCCUCACCGCGUCUUCGUGACCGGGAAGUCUGAUGGCGGUGGAUUCUGCAACGUCCUGGCUUGCGACCCGAACCUGUCUUCUCGCUUCGCGGCAUUUGCCCCGGUGUCCGGAGCCUACUAUGUCGAUACGUUGCCCUGCAAUGCGACUACCGUUAACCUGCCAUGCUCUCCGUCCAGACAUGACAUCCCGAUGCUUGCUUUCCACGGUGGAAACGACACAACCAUCUCCUACAACGGCGGCGAACGGAAGGAUGAGUGCCUCCCAACUAUCCCACAUUUCAUUGAAGAAUGGGCAGCUCGUGACCUCCUGAGUCCGAAGAACACGACAAUCCCCAUCGCCAACAACACGGUGCUGUACCGCUAUGACGCUGGGCUGGAAACAGGCCUGGUUGGGCUUGUGUAUGAUGCCGUCAUCGGGCACGACUGGCCCAGCACGGCACCAAAUGCUGAUAACCAGGUGGCCGGCCAUCAUCUCGCGAGCUUCAACGCGACUCCGAUUAUCCUCGGCUUUUUUGCAACUCAUCCUCUGAUAGUCUUGUAAUCGUGCCGUUAGGUAGCUUCAGUGGCCAAAAGCAUAUUUCUGAAAAGC
This is a messenger RNA of Exophiala viscosa, 1129 nucleotides long. Its product is annotated as carbohydrate esterase family 1 protein. The transcript has 2 exons. The record is from RefSeq and is a predicted model, not a curated record. NCBI's taxonomy places the organism in Eukaryota, Fungi, Ascomycota, Eurotiomycetes, Chaetothyriales, Herpotrichiellaceae. Bases 89 to 1081 code for a protein of 330 amino acids. Gene Ontology annotation, molecular function: feruloyl esterase activity.